This is a messenger RNA of Eruca vesicaria subsp. sativa (arugula), 666 nucleotides long. Lineage: Eukaryota; Viridiplantae; Streptophyta; Magnoliopsida; Brassicales; Brassicaceae. The record is from the annotation of a GenBank genome assembly.
AUGUCCUCGAAAAAACUCAUCACUUGUUGUUCAGGAACAGAGAGAACAACAUCUAACAAAUCAUCUCGCAGUGAGAUAUCAUCACUGAAGAACGGAGCACUACUAUUGGAACAACUGAUCCGUGUUUCGAACGGAGACUACAAUCUUUUUUGUACAUUCACAGAACACGAGCUGAAGCAAGCAAGCAAAGACUACGACCAAGAUCUCGUCUGUCUUGUUGACGCCAACUAUAGAUUGUUUCAAGGAGUCCUUAAGAAAAGAGGACCCGUGCUAAUCAAGAAAACGGAUGAACACGAAGAGCUCGUGGAAUAUUGCAUAAGAGAAAUCGCUAUUGCUGCAUACGUCAGUUCGAACAUGAAUCUUGUGAAGCUUCUUGGUUGUUGCUUGGAAAGCAAGGUACCGAUUAUUGUCUUUGAAUACGCUAGUGGAAACCUAACUGAUUACUUGCAUAACAAGAAAGAGCUCAUCCCAUGGAGACGGAGGAUUCGCAUCGCUGCUCAAAUUGCUGAUGCGAUUUGCUUAUCUCCAUUUAGGCAAGCCACGACCUCUCAUCCACAGACAUGUGAAGAAAACAAAGAACGUUUUACUAGACGAUAACUUGAACGCCAAGUUAUUCGAUUUCGAAUUGUACCAAACAGAGUUUUGGGUGUAAAUAACAAAAAGCAA